AUGGCUGAUACUGAAGCUCCAGUUGCUGCUCCGGCCGCUGCCUCUCCGGCUAAGGCACCGAAGAAAGCCAAAGCCUCCAAGGGAGACGCCAAGAAACCGAAGAAGCCGUCGACUCACCCUCCAGUGAACGACAUGGUUUUGGCCGCCAUCAAGACCCUCAAGGAACGUAACGGUUCCUCUCUGCAGGCCAUCAAGAAGUACAUCGCCGCCAACUACAAGUGCGACGUUGCAAAGUUGGCUCCGUUCCUCAAGAAGGCCCUGAAAUCGGGCGUCGAAAAGGGAAAGCUUGUCCAGACCAAGGGAACUGGCGCUUCCGGUUCGUUCAAGAUUAAGGCCGACGCUAAGAAACCAGCUGGCGAGAAGAAGGCGGCAAAGAAACCAAAGAAGGAGACCAAGGCUAAGAAGCCAGCUGGCGAGAAAAAGGUUGCCAAGAAACCGAAGGCCGCCGCUGCCAAGAAAACUGGCGAAAAGAAGGCUAAGGCCGCACCAGCCAAAGCUGCCAAAAAGGCUGCUGGAGUGAAGAAGGCCGCUGCCCCCAAGCAGAAAGCCACCAAACCGUCGAAGACCGCCACCAAGAAACCGAAGACCCCGAAGCCAAAGAAGGCCGCACCGGCUAAGAAAGCUGCCCCGAAAAAGGCUGCUGCCAAGAAGUAAAUUUUAAACUGCAUUACCUACCAGAGUCUGGUACUAUAACAAACAGUCCUUAUAAGGACUAACAGAAAAGUUUAUGAAGUAGUUAAUGGUUGGUUUUCUCAAAGUUAGUUUUAUCUGACAUUUUUACCUAUCAAUAAUUCUAUACUAGACUACCUAUACGGAGAAUGAACCAUGCAGUUUCAACCAUAUUUAUGGUUCUACGUAGAUACAGAAAUCUUGAAGUAAAAAUAUAGUUAUUAUAUCAGUGUUAAAUCCAAAUUUGGAAAUACUUUAAUUCAGAACUGUUAUUUUCUGGAUUCAAAAAGAAUUUCGAACCACAAUAUUUUCAGGGUGAAAUAUGUUAUUGAGGCUUAAAGCAACUUCCUUUUUUUAAACAAACUAGAAUAUUUUCGCUCCCUGUUGAAACGCCAUAGAAAAUAGGUUUAUGAUAGAUAAGACAGUGGUUUAUGUUUAUACAAUAAUCACCCAAGUUUUUAAAUUUAUUGAUUUUAAAUAGUUUAAGAUUACGGACGUUUAUGACGGACAGUCUGGCUGAUCUAGUAAAUCGAAGCUUGUAGUUUGCACAAAACUGAUUUACACAGCUCUAGUCAUUCUUAUGAUGCUUCCCUAUGGAUUAAAACGUAGGAUAAGUGAAACUUUCCAAAC
Sabethes cyaneus is the source of this 1299-nucleotide messenger RNA. Its product is annotated as histone H1-like. Gene Ontology annotation, cellular component: nucleosome; nucleus. Bases 1 to 654 code for a protein of 217 amino acids. Gene Ontology annotation, biological process: nucleosome assembly; negative regulation of DNA recombination; chromosome condensation. The record is from RefSeq and is a predicted model, not a curated record. Gene Ontology annotation, molecular function: structural constituent of chromatin; nucleosomal DNA binding; double-stranded DNA binding. The transcript has a single exon. Lineage: Eukaryota; Metazoa; Arthropoda; Insecta; Diptera; Culicidae.